Molecule: messenger RNA, 504 nt
Organism: Spodoptera littoralis (African cotton leafworm)
Lineage: Eukaryota; Metazoa; Arthropoda; Insecta; Lepidoptera; Noctuidae
Source: the annotation of a GenBank genome assembly
AUGCCGUUCAUGAAAGGAAGAGCACCUAUUCGUCGUACUUUAAACUAUUUAAACGCCGGUCGACUAGUUUUGAAGGAUAAAAUCAAAAUAUUCUCAGUGGCGUACAAUAUAAAUGGACAAAACAAUUUGGGAGCAAAGGAAUUUGUAUUUUGGUACUUGCCACAGAUUCAAUAUAAAAAUCCCGACGUGCAGGUAGCUACCUUGAAGAACCUGACUCCAUCACCAUUCAUAAAAUGUUAUUUUGAAGAUGGCAGAAAGAUUUUAGUUGAUGUAGACAACAAAUCUAAAGAAGAGAUUUUAGAGCAUUUAAUUAAUACUGUUGGUAAAUCAAAAGAAGUAUUGGAACAGGAGGCAAUAGCUGCUGAAAAGAAGGACAAUCCUGCUAACUUCGGCAUUGGAUGUGAGCGUCCAUGCAUCUGUGAGGUGUACGGACAGAUACCUUGCCCCGGAGUAGUGCCGUUACCAAAGUUCAUGAGAGGAAAAUACAAAAAUGCCACAGAUUAG